AUGAGCGAAAAAUUUUCAAAGGAUGAUGAUGACUUUGUUUUAACAGUUCAGGACUUCGAAAAUCUCUACAAUCAAGGAAAUGCCUUACAACAACUUGCAAAACCAACCGAAGCUUUGAGAAAAUAUAAAAAAUUGUGUGAGGCAGUCGAAUAUCAAUAUAAUCAUGGUCAUAUGUCAAAAGAAGAUCUUCAUUAUGUUCCAAUUGCAUUAUCAAAAAUGGCAGAUAUCUAUCAUGCAAGGCCAGAUUUACACAAAGCUUUACUCUACAUGACAACCGCACGCCAAUUUAUCGAAUUUUUACACCCUGAAAAAAAGCAAGAAGAUUCUGAAGAAAUGGACCCAAAUCCUCCAAAAGAUAUACCAUCGUUAUUCAAAAAGAUGCAUUCGCGCUUUGAUUCAAUGGAUUCUUUAUUACUACCAGAUAGCAAUGAAAUUAUAAGAAAAUUCCUCGAUUCAAAGCGAAUACAUGAUGAAGAAGUUGCACAAGGUCGAAUUCAUGAAAUUGAGAAUGCAGUUAAGAGAAAAUAUGAAUAUGAUCAAUUAACAUUCUCGCAACGCUUCGAAUUAUUCUAUUCUAAUCAUCCGUACUUUGUUUUAUUUGGCGCAAUCGGUGUAAUUCUUUUCUUUACAUUUUUCUUUAUCGUAAUGACAGUUAUUAGAUCUCUACAGGUUUCUGUAAGCAAACUAUCUGAACAAUCAAAGAAAGUCCAUCACGACCUUGAAAAUAAUUUGGAUACUUAUCAAUCAAAGGAGGGAUAUGAAGAAGAUGAAAAGCAGUUUAGAGAAAUGCUCGAAAACUAUAAACUACUGCCAAAUGGAAAUACAAAAGAAUUAUUAGAAAAAUUACGUAAAAAUGUCGAUCAUUUCAAGAAGAAAUCUGAUGAUCAGAAGAGUAACAAAGAGUUGUAA
Molecule: messenger RNA, 909 nt
Organism: Trichomonas vaginalis G3
Lineage: Eukaryota; Parabasalia; Trichomonadida; Trichomonadidae
Product: TPR-like family
Exons: 1
Coding region: 1-909 (302 amino acids)
Molecular function (GO): protein binding
Source: RefSeq, a predicted model, not a curated record